AUGUCACUUGCAUCCAAUCACACACAGCGGAAAUCGACUUGGCGGACUCGAUCUGCAUCUCUGCUCUUGGCCUUGAUCUGCAUCGUCGCAACGCUGAGCUGUAUCUUGAAGGCGCAAGCACAGGGCAUCGACUCGCAGUAUCCGAGCAGGUCGGCAAUAUUGUCACAGUCGGACAAUAGCACCUCGAAGGGAGUCCACAAACAUGAAAGAAGAAAAAUGGCUGGGUGAGUAGCGAAAGGGAGGGCUCUUGAGCUGGCGCUACAGCGUCCGAUAGAAAGCUGCCCAAAUCUGGCUGGAAGUUGGCAGAGAGUCGAUGUUGCCCCUGCUCACUCUCCACAGGCUUGCUUUCCCUGUCCCCGUCCAUUUCACCCAACCAGCCGAACCGUUCUGGGCUACACAUCGCCCUGGAACCCUCAGGGUGCUGAGCUGGUAGAGGAGUAUAGGGGAAAAUUUGACGUCGUAGUACCUUGCUGGCACACGGUCGACAUUGUUCGAGCGCAGAAGGGUGGUGAAGCAUUCUACGAAGUGCGAGGGGAGAUGACGGAGAGAGACAGGCAGUGGAAAGAUCGAUUGCAAGUGGCAACCCGAGAAGCAGAUCUGCCUGGCCACAAUACGUCGGACACGAUCCUCUCCUCAGCCGAGCAGGAUACUCGUUUGCCACCCGUCAAGGUGCUGCCUCGCUUCGCACUCGACCGAUGGACACCGGAGGACUUGGCAGAGAUGCUGACAAAGGAAGAGCACCUCGAAGCCUUUUCGAGCGCUGUCAUGACGGUCAUCGAAGAAGCCGGAUAUGAUGGCUUGGUCAUCGAGAGCAACGCCGUUUGGGCUAUGAAGGGCUUGGUGGAGCACUUGGCGGCCCUUCUGCGAGCCAAUGACAAACAAAUUGGCGUGGUGCUUCCUCCACUCCGGACGGGUCACGUUGAUGCGGAAGUGGAAAAGACGAAUCGGGUGGUGCUGCACUCUAUCAAAACACUUGGCCCUAUUGCCGAUUUUGUGCACAUCAUGACCUACGACUACACUGGCAUGAAUGGCCAGGCUUUUGAGGAUGUCUAUGAUACUAGCAGCCUUCCAGAAGGAAGUCCCCUUGCGCAAGAUGGCGUCAGGACGCCUGGUCCCAACACACCGAUCAGCUGGCUUGAAGGCAACAUUGAGAUGCUGAGCGGAAGUCUGGAGACGCCAGGCGCUCAGAACAUAUUUGAGACCAACGACAUGGGUCAUACAGAGUUUGUCAACCAGCACGGCAUUGCGGACAAGCUUCUCUUCGGGGUCGCUCUCUACGGUGAGUCAUACGCAUUAGCCAGACCGUACAGAGCAGUAGUAUCAUCCACUGAGGUCUGCGCGUCUUGAUCUGCGACACAGGCUACUCGUAUCCAGUAGGUUGGUUCGAGACCAAAUCAGCCUCCAAGCAUGGCGUGCCGCGCAUUCCGCCACCUUCUCCCCUGGUGUCCAAGGACAACUCCACCUCUGCGCAAGAAGCUGCUCGGGCAAAAGCGGACAAGAAAGACGAGGAGCUCGCACACCGGGCAGUGCUGCGGUUUGCGGGAGAUGCGUUCACACAACGAGACCUUGUAGGUCGUCUAAAGGUACACAAAGCUCUGAUCAGACUGGACGAAGAGUCGCAAGAACAAUUCUUGGAUUAUGUCGCAGUCUUACCGCCUUCCCAACAGCCCGAUCCGAAGGAACUUCCAGAGGGCUACAACAAGGGUCAACCUAUGGCUUCUUACUACAGAGCGUACUUUCCAAGCGCCCACACCAUUUCCAAACGACUCAGCACUGUUGCAGAGCUGUCCCCCGCUGCUGGUGUCGCGUUCUGGGACGUCGGCCAAGCGGGAAGGUGGCUGUUGGAGGCGAUCUAA
Messenger RNA from Ceraceosorus bombacis, 1856 nucleotides. Lineage: Eukaryota; Fungi; Basidiomycota; Exobasidiomycetes; Ceraceosorales; Ceraceosoraceae. The record is from the annotation of a GenBank genome assembly.